Messenger RNA from Homarus americanus (American lobster), 2501 nucleotides. Its product is annotated as probable methylmalonate-semialdehyde dehydrogenase [acylating], mitochondrial. Lineage: Eukaryota; Metazoa; Arthropoda; Malacostraca; Decapoda; Nephropidae. Gene Ontology annotation, biological process: thymine catabolic process; L-valine catabolic process. Gene Ontology annotation, cellular component: mitochondrion. Gene Ontology annotation, molecular function: methylmalonate-semialdehyde dehydrogenase (acylating, NAD+) activity; malonate-semialdehyde dehydrogenase (acetylating, [NAD(P)+]) activity. The record is from RefSeq and is a predicted model, not a curated record.
GUCGCAGCACCCACCACAACAGCACCCUGGACAAACAGCAGACGAUCACUCUCUCACCAGCUGGCCUACGAGGAGGUCAUCAUGGCUACAGCUCGACUCUUACACUCAUUUAAGGGGGUUCGCGGCCUGAAUCUAUAUAGGCCCUAUAGCUCAGCAGCACCUAACACGAAACUGUUAAUCAAUGGCCAGUUCGUCGAGAGCAAAACCACAGAUUUCAUCGAUGUAAAUAAUCCGGCAACCAAUGAGGUGGUAACGAGGGUGCCCAAGUCUACACAGGCAGAGAUGCUGGCGGCCGUCGACUCUGCCAAGGAAGCGUUCAAGUCCUGGUCGGAAACGUCGGUCCUAACGAGGCAACAGCUGAUGUUUAAGUACCAACAGAUUAUUAAAGACAAUAUCCACGACCUAGCGAAGGCGACAUACCAACAAGGCAAGACGCUUGUUGACGCCGAGGGUGACGUCAUGAGAGGGCUCCAGGUGGUUGAGCACUGCUGCAGCAUCACCAGCCUGCAGCUCGGGAUUAUGCCAAGAAUCGCACGAGACAUGGAUGCCCACUCAUUCCGCGAGCCGCGUGGUGUGUGUGCGGGCAUCGCUCCGUUUAACUUUCCUGCCAUGAUUCCGCUCUGGAUGUUCCCAGUUGCCUUAGUGUGUGGCAAUACCUACGUUUUUAAGCCAUCGGAGCGAGUUCCCGGAGCGACUAUGAUGCUAACGGAAAUGCUGAUGGAUGCCGGAUGCCCCAAAGGCGUCGUCAACGCUAUCCACGGACAGCACGAAGCCGUCAACUUCAUCUGCGAUCAUCCGGAUAUCCGUGCCAUCUCGUUCGUGGGAUCUGAUGCAGCGGGUCGUUACAUCUACGAGAAAGGGUCGUUAAACGGCAAACGAGUCCAGUCCAACAUGGGAGCCAAGAACCACGGGGUGAUUAUGCCAGAUGCGAACAAGGAGAGUACCCUAACACAGCUGGUUGGGGCAGCAUUUGGCGCAGCUGGUCAGAGAUGUAUGGCCCUAAGCACAGCCGUAUUCGUCGGGGAAGCCAACAACUGGUUACCGGAACUGGUCGAAAAAUCCAAAAAACUCCGCGUGAAUGCCGACACACAUAGCCAAAGCCGAUUUGGGACCCGUGAUAUCCCCCGAGGCUCAGAACGCAUCUGUGGCCUAGUUCAGACCGGCAUCGACGAGGGAGCUAAUUGUAUCCUCGACGGUCGGGAUAUUGUCGUGCCGGGAUAUGAGGAACGGAAUUUCGUGGGGCCGACCAUUCUCUCUGGGGUUAAGCCCAAUAUGACCUGUUACAAGGAGGAGAUAUUCGGGCCGGUCCUGGUGGCUCUUUCUGUCGACACUCUGGACGGGGUUAUCGAGAUCAUCAACGCUAAUAGGUACGGCAACGGGACGGCCAUCUUCACUACCAAUGGGGCCACGGCCAGGAAAUUCACCAACGAUAUUGAUGUCGGUCAAGUCGGCAUCAAUGUCCCCAUACCAGUUCCUCUGCCAAUGUUUUCGUUCACGGGUCGAGGCUCGUUCCUGGGCGAUGCUAACUUCUACGGAAAGGCGGGCAUCAACUUCUACACACAGCUGAAGACAGUGACUCAGAUGUGGAGGGAGGCCGACGUCACACCCACACAGUCCGCUACCGCCAUGCCUGUGAUGCGCUGAAUAACGACGCAUCACAACAGCCACACAGUCUAAUACGACCCUAGUAGAGAUGCGCUGACAGCAAGAACACGCCAUUUUACCCACACCAGAGACGUGAUGACAGUACCAACACACCAUGACACACCACACACACACAGCACAGUUCCUACACAGUCACACCAUAGCCUUAAGUCACAACUACUACCGUGAAUCUUGCCGACUGUGAGAACCUAGAGAGUAGGGUCUUAUAUUGAACACCAAUGAACUUAUUUAAUUAAUUGGUUUUUACACUUAAGUUGUUCAAAAUCUUUAGUUCAAUACUUUAGUUACAUUCCAUUUGUGUUAUUAAAGAAAAGUUAUGGAAUAUUUUGUUUCUAAAUUGUAAAAAACAAAAUUAAAAUUACUUAAUUUAUGAAGAUGUAAAAUUACUCCCAAAAUAUGGCCUUAAAUUUUAGGUUCUAUGUAAAAUAAGGCCAUAAUUUUAGGUAUUUAAGUUAGUCCCAAUAUUACAGUCCCUUCCUCUACCUUGAGCAAAUAUAAUUACAAUUAUAAUCCCUUUAAACUAAUGCAAUACAGGUCAUUUUGUAGUUUAAAUACAGGUCAUUUUGUAGUUUAAUUACAGGUCAUUUUGUAGUUUAAUUGCAGGUUAUUAUGUAGCCUAAGUACAGGUAUUUUGUAGGUCUAAGUACAGGUCUUUUUGUAGGUCUAAGUACAGGUCAUUUUGUAGUCUAAAUACGUGUGUCAGACCCUAUUGAAGUUAAUUAUGUAGAUGAACAAAUAUAUGGUAUUUUUAACUACUGACCUAAGAUAUAAAUUAUACAAAACUUACACUAGUUUCUUGAAGUAUGAAAUGGUUGGUUAAUAAAUUUAAAAGAAAA